AUAUGUCAGAAUUGGCAACUUCAAUACAACAAUAAACAAUCCAAUUAACAAUUAACAAAAAAAAAGUACAUGAAAAAGAAAAAAUCAUGUCCUGCUAUGGGUGCACAAAGAAAUAUGGACUAUUCACCAAAGAGUAUGGAUGUCCUAAUUGUGGCUACUCCUACUGCGCAAAGUGUCUUAAACGCCCGAUAGCUGUUCCAAAACACAAUAAUAAAAUACUAAAUGUAUGCUUAAUAUGCUAUGAUAAACUGUCCAAGUUACAGGCUGCAGAAAAGGUCAUUGAUGUGGAAGCCUUACCCGGAACUAUAGUAACUAAAGCGAACAAGGGAAAAUGUAAUGAGAAUAUUAUUAGAACUGAUAUCAAUACCCUACUUGAAGUGGAACCAUCAGCAGCAGCAUUAACUGGAGAUGUCCUAGCCCCAAUAUCUCCUCAAAUGAAUACUUCUACACAUUCCAGUGGCGAAAAUUCUGACAUAACAGAAAAUCUGGAUACUGCGAUUUUAAAACGUUUACAAAAAUUAAAAAUAGAUGGUAAUUUGGCCCAACAAUUGCCCUCGGAUGAAGAAAUGCGUUCUAGAUUGGCGAAUUUAAAUGGCAUACCGUAUAAAGAUUACUCCAAAAAAGAUUUACUUCUUAAUGUAGAUCAACGGACAGAUCAAGAGAAAAUGAAAGAUUUAUUAGAACAAUUUAUGGGGGAGGCAAAUUUAGACCGUCGUGUGGAAACUGAACGGAACGAUGCAAUAUCUGAUAUAGAGAAGCGGUUAAGGGCUUUAAGAGAUGUACCAGUAGAUGGAGCACCAGCAAUAGGCGGUGAAACAAGACUCAAAGGAUAUAUAUCACCGGACACAAAUACACCCAGUGAUAAUGAAAUAGACGAUGAAAUACUUCUAAAAGACAUUAUGCAGAAGUAUUUGGCGGAAGCUCGUUUAUCCGAAGCAGCAAACACAUUAGAAAGCGAGUUGGCAAGUAGUGUUCCCCCUCCACCAGUUGGGGUCAAAACCGAAGAACUACCCUGGUGCAAUAUUUGUAAUGAGGACGCUGUUCUUCGUUGUAUUGGCUGUGAAGGUGAACUUUUCUGUGCCCCAUGUUACCGUGAAUGUCACGACGAUGAUGAGGAAUAUCGAAAUCAUGUCAAUGAACCUUACAGUGCCCCUCCAAAAUUCAAAGAAAAUCACUUUUAAACACAAAGUUGUUGUUUAUGUAUACUCUAGUUAAUAUAUUUUUAUAGUUCUUUUCUUUAUAAACAAUUAACUUAUUUAUAAAUUUUGUAAACAAAAACAACUUAACAAGUAAGUUAAGGGAAUUUCCAAACGAUUGAAAAAAGUGGGGACAUUUAUAAAAACAACGCGGUAUAAAAAAUAUAAAAUAUACAAAUAAAAACUACAAGCUUAAUUACUGCUCCGUAAGAAGACUA
Messenger RNA from Stomoxys calcitrans (stable fly), 1414 nucleotides. Its product is annotated as abscission/NoCut checkpoint regulator. Gene Ontology annotation, molecular function: metal ion binding; phosphatidylinositol-3-phosphate binding. The record is from RefSeq and is a predicted model, not a curated record. The coding region runs from base 87 to 1181 and encodes 364 amino acids. Lineage: Eukaryota; Metazoa; Arthropoda; Insecta; Diptera; Muscidae. The transcript has 3 exons. Gene Ontology annotation, biological process: abscission; mitotic cytokinesis checkpoint signaling. Gene Ontology annotation, cellular component: cleavage furrow; centrosome; midbody.